Umbelopsis ramanniana AG is the source of this 1031-nucleotide messenger RNA. RefSeq lists its product as uncharacterized. Gene Ontology annotation, molecular function: thymidylate synthase activity. Lineage: Eukaryota; Fungi; Mucoromycota; Umbelopsidomycetes; Umbelopsidales; Umbelopsidaceae. Gene Ontology annotation, cellular component: cytosol; mitochondrion. The record is from RefSeq and is a predicted model, not a curated record. Gene Ontology annotation, biological process: dTMP biosynthetic process. The coding region runs from base 14 to 940 and encodes 308 amino acids. The transcript has 2 exons.
GCGACUUCUUACAAUGCUUCAAUCCGACGGCACCAAUGGCACUCAUAAAACACAUGAAGAGCAGCAAUACCUUUCCUUAAUUCAGAACAUUAUUGAAAAGGGUGAGAAGCGAGCGGAUCGUACCGGUACAGGAACCGUGUCUAUCUUUGCUCCUCCACAGCUGCGCUUCUCAUUGCAAGACGACAUUUUCCCGCUUUUGACUACCAAGCGAGUCUUUUGGCGUGCCGUUGCAGAGGAGCUCUUAUGGUUUAUCAAAGGCGAUACCAACUCUAAACAUUUGAGCGAGAAAGGCAUCAAAAUCUGGGAUGGCAAUGGUUCACGUGAAUACUUGGACUCCAUUGGUUUGUCCCAUAGAGAAGAGGGUGACCUUGGUCCAGUGUACGGAUUUCAAUGGAGACACUUUGGAGCAGAGUACGUUGACUGCAAAACAGACUAUACUGGAAAAGGCGUGGAUCAAUUGAAAGAGGUUAUCGAUAAAAUUAAGAACAAGCCUACUGACCGACGGAUCAUAUUGAGUGCUUGGAACCCUGCCGAUAUUCCCAUUAUGGCAUUACCACCUUGCCAUGCUUUCUGUCAAUUCUAUGUAUCCACACCAACCGAAGAAGAGCCUAUUGCAAAACUUUCAUGUUUGCUCUAUCAGCGCUCCUGUGAUAUGGGUUUGGGUGUACCAUUUAACAUUGCAUCCUAUGCCUUGCUUACUCGUCUGAUUGCUCAGGUUACUGGCCUCUUGCCUGGAGAAUUCAUUCACACCAUGGGAGAUGCGCAUGUGUACGUUGAUCAUAUUGAAGCCCUGAAGGAACAGAUUCAACGAGAACCACGGCAAUUCCCCAAGCUGAGAAUAAACCCAGAUGUGACCAACAUCGAUGACUUCAAAUAUGAAGACUUUGUGCUCGAAGAUUACAAGCCCCAUGGAAAGUUAGACAUGAAGAUGUCAGUAUAAACUAUUUUUGAUACACUUGAGUCAAUUGACUGCGUUUUGUGCGCUGUAAUAGUAAAUAUUCAAUUGUCUUGUCAAAUUGUAUACUAAUUUA